Thalassophryne amazonica is the source of this 2846-nucleotide messenger RNA. RefSeq names its product branched chain ketoacid dehydrogenase kinase (gene bckdk). The record is from RefSeq and is a predicted model, not a curated record. Gene Ontology annotation, cellular component: mitochondrion. Gene Ontology annotation, molecular function: pyruvate dehydrogenase (acetyl-transferring) kinase activity. NCBI's taxonomy places the organism in Eukaryota, Metazoa, Chordata, Actinopteri, Batrachoidiformes, Batrachoididae. The transcript is spliced from 11 exons. Bases 150 to 1385 code for a protein of 411 amino acids. Gene Ontology annotation, biological process: protein phosphorylation; regulation of glucose metabolic process.
AGUCCUUCCUGUAGCGUCUCCACCUGACUAGAAUAUGAUCUCUGCGCUUCGUGAUAAUUGAACACACGCUGAUGGAUUCGUUGGAGUUGCGAAACUGAACGCGGUGCUCGGCUCCUGUUUGCGCGGGUUUAGCGGCUGCAGCAGUGACGAUGCUGAGCGGCGGAGUCAAGCCGAGGCUCGGCGGCCUCUUGCGGUCUCCGUUCACCCAGAAGGUCCGGCUGGUGUCCCACAGCCAGCGGCCCUGCUCCACCAACAUACAGGGACUCUCAGAGCUGGCAAGAGAGCGCUCGAAGUCAGUCACUUCGUUUUAUAACCAGUCCGCUAUCGACGCUUCUGCCGAGAAGCCCUCAGUGAGACUGACACUAGCGACCCUGCUGUAUUCUGGGAAGUCCCCGGAUGGGCACCACAUCCUGAGCAGUGCCAGGUACCUGCACAAGGAGCUGCCUGUGCGAAUCGCCCAUCGCAUCAAGGGCUUCCGUAGUUUGCCCUUCAUCAUUGGCUGCAACCCCACCAUUCUGCAAGUGCAUGAACUGUACAUCAGAGCGUACCACAUGCUCAGCGAGUUUCCUCCAAUCAAGGAUCAGGAUGUGGAGGCUCGUUUCUGCAAGCUGGUGCAGCAGUUACUGGACGAUCACAAAGAUGUGGUGACCAGGCUCGCCCAGGGCUUCAAGGAGAGUCGCAGACACAUCCAGGAUGAGACGAUCAUCCGCAGCUUCCUGGACACGACACUUUGCUCUCGUCUUGGAAUCCGUAUGCUGGCCACACACCACCUUGCUCUCCAUGAAGACAACCCUGAUUUUGUUGGGAUCAUAUGCAGGCGACUGUCUCCAAAAAAGAUCACUGAGAAGUGGGUGGAUUUUGCCAGGCGUCUGUGUGAGCACCAGUACGGUAACUCACCCAAGGUGAGGGUCAACGGACACGUAGCAGCUCGUUUCCCUUUUAUCCCCCUUCCCCUGGACUACAUUCUUCCUGAACUCCUUAAAAACGCCAUGAGGGCCACCAUGGAGAGCCACCUGGACACCCCAUACAACGUGCCUGACGUGGUCGUCACAAUUGCCAAUAAUGACCUUGACUUUGUCAUCAGGAUUUCCGACCGUGGUGGUGGUAUACCUCACAACAUGAUAGACAAGGUGAUGGAUUACCACUUCAGCACGGCUGAGCAGAGCGCACAGGACCCCCGCAUGAGCAGCCUCUUCAACACCAUCACCAACAGUGGAAACCAGUCCUCCCCCAUGCACGGGUUUGGGUUUGGCUUACCCACAUCUCGGGCCUACGCAGAGUACCUCGGUGGUUCUUUGUCCAUCCAGUCCAUGCAGGGCAUUGGCACUGACGUCUACCUGCGUCUGCGCCACAUCGACGGCAAAGGAGAGAGCUUCCGUGUCUGAGCGCGCCCUGGUGGUCAACUUUGUGGAGCCAAACUAACAGUCAGACCUGACAGGUCUCGUCAGUUACUGUUAGCACAGAUGGCAGGACUUUGGUCCAGAAGGCGAUGCGCUCUACAGUCCCAGUUAGAAUCUCCCACAUUCACAGACAUCUUAGGUUUUUUUGGCCUUAGCAUUAUUAUUAUUAUAAGCUAUGUUAGCUCUUGUUGAUGACUUUGGUGGUUUCCCUGUGUAUCCUGUGGCAUGUUGGUCUGAAGUUUUAUGAAAUGUCGAAUGUUUAGGUUAUCAGGACAAACUGUGCAUGAUGGUCGAUACCGACGGAAGGAAGUUAGACGCAAAUACAACUUCAGGAUGAAAGAAGUUCACAUCGAAGUUACGUCUCACUUAGUCUCAAAUUUCAAAAGCAUUUUUCUCGACAAACGUUCCGAGCGGAAUGUCGGAAGAGGCGCCAGCAGCCCUGCGAAAACAUCUCGAGUGGAGAGCGCGAGUUUGAACACGUGCUCUGAACCAUGUGUGGAAAGGCUGAACACUCCUUAAUGGCGGUGUUGUGAAGUGGAACGUGCGUGGGAUGCGCUCAGACCUGGGGCUGCCUCGGUGUGUUCGGCGUUCAUCUGCAUGCUGACUGAUUUUUCAUUUUGCUGCCUCUUAGUUCUCACAGACUGAGUGACCGACACGCUGCUGCUGCUCACGAUCAGACCGGUGAAGUAUUGUUUUCACCUACUCUCUGUUCAUGUCUGUUCUCAGAUUUUAAGGGGAUUUUUUUUUGCACCACACUUACAGGAUUUAAGUGAUUUCAGUGUUGAAGUUGUCUGUAGUUGUUUUUAGGUCCAUUAAGUGGUUUCUGAUUUUGAGGCAGCAGUUGUUUGUUUUCACAUUUUGUCCAUUUUUUUUUUUUUUUUCCCUUCCUAAAGGUGUUGUUCUUCACUGUCCCAAAGAUAUGGGACAUAUGUGCACAUUUGCCAGCCAGCCAGGAGUAGGCGCUAUUGCUGAAUUCUAUAUGUCCCUAAAAAUAAUCUCAACUAAAAUUAAAUUGUAGUAGACAAUAACAAAAUGUAGACACCAGAGGUGGGACAGUCAUUCUCAAGUGAUCAGUCUGCAAGUUCCAAGUCAAGUCUCAAAUCGGCUUGCAAACAGUUGGUGGUCAUUAUGACUUGGGACUUGCUGUUUCAUGACUUGAGAGUGACUUCAUGGUGACUUCUUCCCACCUCUAGUAGACACAAACACUCCAGAUGCGUGGACGGCUUUCAAAUUUUACCCGUUCAAAGAAAUGCGAUACUUGCUUAGAGAUAAACGAAGCCUCGUAAUGGUCACAGCCCGCACCCCUGUAUUUUGUCAAACUGACCUUCAGCCCGAUUUCUGUUUGUUUUUCAGUUUGUUUUUCAGUUUGAUUUUGUUGGAAUAUUAAUUUGACACUUUUAGCACAUUUUAUGCAUUUGUGACUUCUAAACUGUUAUGACCCCAUUU